AUCACGUUGCAAAGAGGGAGGGUGGGGAAAGGCUUCCAAAAGAUCGUCGCUGUGAAGGCUUCCAAAAGAUCGUUGCUGGUGUGCGUAGACAUUCAUUAGGCAUGGAGAGAUCCAAGGAAGAGGAGCUCCAGGAGCUUUUAGCCUCAUGCUCCCAAUUUGAGCAAUUCCUGUUUUUCACCCUUCGGGAUCAGGUGUCUAAAGACAAGGUAAAUGAAGAAAAAAUUGGGCGCCAGGAGACUGCCUUGAGCGACUUGUCAAAGAAAGUGGAUGAGAUGGGGCAGGACUCAAAGGUCCAAGUUAUUGAAAUUACAUUAAAGAGAAUUGAGAAAGAUCAAAAGAAGACAGAGACAACAUUGGAAGCUCUGGAGGGAAACAUUGAAGAGAAAAUGGAGAAAGUGCUCAAAGGACAUGAAGAGAAUAUAGAAAAGAAAUUCGCAUUGCUGGAGGGAAGAUAUCAGGAAGAAUUUCAAAUGUACCAAAAAGAAACCAAGAAAAAGCUGGAAAGAGCCCUCCAGGAUGUAAAAAUGACAUGUGGUGAUGUGGAAGGUUUUCCCUCUCCAGAGGAAAAAGGAAGGCAUAGCACUAAAAGAAAGCUUCAAGUGCCAGGAAACCAAGAACACCCCGAGGAGCUAAACGUGCUGUCUUCUGCAUCGGCUUCCCCUGGAGUUGGAGCAAGCAAGAAAGCACCAAAAGCACCCUCCACUGCCCUGUCAAGAAAAGUCCCCAAUCUGUUGCAUGGGCGACCAGAGCUCAUUGAAGAAUAUUAUCAGAAAAAUAUCAAACCAUAUGAAAAGGCUACCUUUCCAAGCUCAGAGCUCACACAGAGGCAGUAUGCUUUUGUCAGCUACUGGGUGUCUGAAAUAUCAGAUCAGAGUUACCCUACCGUGAAGCAUGUGCCAGGUUUCCUGGAAGAUGGAUACCUCAUGGGCAUAUUUGAAUGCAAGAAGUUUUGCCCACAGGAAGUUAACGAUAUGGAGUUCUGGGCAAAGGUCCUAAAAGAAGAAUAUAAAGCUCGCCUUUACAGUAAAAUGCAUCACUUUUUGAAAUAAUGUGUUUGUUUUUACAGUAAAAGCUACCACCCUUUUUCUUUCUUGUAAAGUAAUGAUUCCAGGUUACCGUUGCUUUUUCAAAAUUUAAAUUGCGUUAAGAAGCAUGUUCCCUCCCCCCCCCCCAGCUUCUUAGUCAAAGAUGUGUGUUCCUGUGCUCUUGAAAAAAGUUCUUCUAUUUGGUUGUGGGCAUGUUUUCUCUGAGAAAUAUAUUUGGGUAAGAGGGAGUGUUG
This is a messenger RNA of Eublepharis macularius, 1279 nucleotides long. RefSeq lists its product as uncharacterized. The record is from RefSeq and is a predicted model, not a curated record. The coding region runs from base 102 to 1049 and encodes 315 amino acids. Lineage: Eukaryota; Metazoa; Chordata; Lepidosauria; Squamata; Eublepharidae. The transcript has 2 exons.